AUGGCCGAGGUAGCCCAGCAAGCGGCAUCGAGGUCUGAGUCCAAGGACUCUAAUAUCGCAACAAACCCUGUCGGUGAGGAUGAAGGCUAUGAUUAUGAGGAAUUCGUGGAGGUGGUACACGCUAUCCUCUGGGACAUACUCGAUCAAAGGCGGCCGUUGCUGCGUCGACUUAUUAAUGCAAAGCGACUUAUUGAUGUUCCUCCUCCACCGCCUAAAAGUAGUGUUACAUCGCGAAAGACACCGGUUGUGGACGGUAACGCGCUGUUGGAAGAAAUCAUCGAGGAAAUAUUUACGAUAGAUGAGGAGCUGAGGAACGUAGAUAGUGACAUACUCCGGGAACAACUGUUCCGAUUAUGCAGUACGUUUGCAAUAUGA
Babesia sp. Xinjiang is the source of this 375-nucleotide messenger RNA. RefSeq lists its product as uncharacterized. NCBI's taxonomy places the organism in Eukaryota, Apicomplexa, Aconoidasida, Piroplasmida, Babesiidae. The transcript has a single exon. The record is from RefSeq and is a predicted model, not a curated record. Bases 1 to 375 code for a protein of 124 amino acids.